AUGUUUAAUAUAGGUUUAUUAAUGGAUGCAGGAGCUCGUGUUCAUGUAAUGCUUUAUAAGGAAAUGUCAUUUGCUUUAGCUUUAAAUAGUUUAUAUACAGAAACAAAAUUAGUUUCUAAAAGUACAAAAGUUAUUCGACAUCCAGGUCAUAAUACUAAAUAUUGCUUACUUUUGUGGUUUCAUCAUGAGAAAACGGUUGUUAUCCACCAAAAGACUGCUUUCAUUGGUGGAAUUGAUUUUUGUUAUGGUCGUUGGGAUGAUGAAUUUAUGCGUCAUGUCGAUGUAGGUGAUGCAUAUGAUACAACAUUGAAAUUGCCAUCCGAUAUAGCUGCAGAAAACGAACCGUCAGCUGACACAGAAACGAUAGAAGCGGUACAAAUGGUUACUACUUAUAUGGCUGAGCAAGCUGGUGAAGCACCUAUCAAGGUAAGAGAACUUAAAAGAGAAACAGUAAUAUAA
Rotaria sp. Silwood1 is the source of this 459-nucleotide messenger RNA. The record is from the annotation of a GenBank genome assembly. NCBI's taxonomy places the organism in Eukaryota, Metazoa, Rotifera, Eurotatoria, Philodinida, Philodinidae.